AUGGACUACACUGAAAGUGCAGAAGAUUGUAUGCACAGCAGAGGAGACGACUACAGAGGCAAGAUCUCCACCACUGAGAGUGGACACACCUGCCAACGCUGGGACUCUGAUCCACAAAAUGCAUUCAAGCCGUCAGCUUUUCCUGAGAAGAACUUGGAGGAGAACUAUUGUAGGAACCCUGAUGGAGAGCUCAGGCCCUGGUGCUAUUCCCCAAAUCCAUCCAAACGCUGGGAGUUCUGCUCUAUUCCUCGAUGCAGUAAGAUUCACUCCUGAACUGAAAUUGUACCAGAGCUCACCUGUAUGACUGGUGAUGGAAGCUCUUACAGGGGAACUAUUUCUGUGACCAGAUCAGGGGAAACUUGCCAGAAAUGGACAUCUCAAACUCCUCACAGGCAUAACAAAACUCCAGAGAACUAUCCGUUCAAAGGUCUUGUAGAGAACUACUGCAGGAACCCUGAUGAUGACAGAACACCCUGGUGUAUCACCACAGACCCUGAGACCCGCUGGGAAUACUGCAAUGUGCCCAGAUGUCAAGAAGACUGUAUGCACUGCACCGGAGACGACUACAGAGGCAAGAUCUCCUUCACUGAGAGUGGAUACACCUGCCAACGCUGGGACUCUCAGACACCACACCAACAUAAUUACAGUCCCUCAAUUUUACCUGAUAGGAACUUGGAGGAGAACUAUUGCAGGAACCCUGCUGGUGAGCCCAGACCCUGGUGUUAUACCACGGACCCAUCUAAACGCUGGCAGUACUGCUUCAUUGCUCGAUGCACGACUGAACCCCCCACAAUUGUACCAGAGCUCACCUGUACAACUGGAGAUGGAAGCUCUUACAGGGGAACUGUUUCUGUGACCAAAUCAGGGAAAACCUGCCAAAGCUGGGCAUCUCAAACUCCUCACACGCAUGACAGAUCUUCAGUGAACUACCCAUGCAAAGGUCUUGAAGAGAACUACUGCAGGAACGCUGAUAAGGAGAAAGCACCCUGGUGUUACACCACAGACCCUGAAACCCGCUGGGAAUACUGCAGUGUGCCCAGAUGUGAAGACCAAACUCAACCUGCUGCAGAAGAAUGUAUGCACUGCACCGGAGACGACUACAGAGGCAAGAUCUCCUUCACUGAGAGUGGAUACACCUGCCAACGCUGGGACUCUCAGACACCACACCAACAUAAUUACAGUCCCUCAAUUUUACCUGAUAGGAACUUGGAGGAGAACUAUUGCAGGAACCCUGCUGGUGAGCCCAGACCCUGGUGUUAUACCACGGACCCAUCUAAACGCUGGCAGUACUGCUUCAUUGCUCGAUGCACGACUGAACCCCCCACAAUUGUACCAGAGCUCACCUGUACAACUGGAGAUGGAAGCUCUUACAGGGGAACUGUUUCUGUGACCAAAUCAGGGAAAACCUGCCAAAGCUGGGCAUCUCAAACUCCUCACACGCAUGACAGAUCUUCAGUGAACUACCCAUGCAAAGGUCUUGAAGAGAACUACUGCAGGAACACUGAUAAGGAGAAAGCACCCUGGUGUUACACCACAGACCCUGAAACCCGCUGGGAAUACUGCAGUGUGCCCAAUUGUAGAGAUCAACCUGGGAGUCUGAAAUGCGGACAACCAGCAAUAGAACCUAAACUUUGCUUUGGGCAGCGAGUUGUUGGGGGAUGUAUUUCCAAACCCCACUCCUGGCCUUGGCAGAUCAGUCUUAGAAUCAGUCAUUGGUGUGGUGGAAGUCUGAUUAAUGCACAGUGGGUCCUAACCGCAGCCCAUUGCCUUGAGGGGUGAGUGGCCGUUUUUAUCUCCAAGAUCUUCCUUGGAAUCCACACAAAACGUGCAAAUGAACCGUCUAAACAGGAACGAGAUGUUUCUAAGAUUGUUAUGGGACCAUCUGGAACUGACAUUGCUCUUCUCAAGUUAGACAGGCCUGCAGUAAUAAAUGAUAAGGUGUCACUCGCUUGUCUACCAGAAAAGGACUACUUUGUACCACAUGGUACUGAAUGCUUUGUGACAGGCUGGGGAAAGACACAGGGAACUGGUGGAGAGGGUUACUUGAAAGAAGCCGGCAUCCCAGUGAUUGAAAAUAAAAUCUGCAACAGUCCAUCGUUGUUGGACGGCCGUGUGGAGGAGACAGAGAUGUGUGCUGGGGACAUAAAAGGAGGAAUAGACAGUUGUCAGGGUGACAGUGGCGGGCCUCUUGUCUGCAAAGCACAAAACAAGUUUGUUCUUCAGGGAGUGACAUCAUGGGGUAUUGGUUGUGCUAAUGCCAUGAAACCAGGGGUGUAUGUCCGCACCUCCAAGUUUGUCGAUUGGAUUGAACAAAGCAUGAAAGAAAACUAA
Molecule: messenger RNA, 2331 nt
Organism: Triplophysa rosa
Lineage: Eukaryota; Metazoa; Chordata; Actinopteri; Cypriniformes; Nemacheilidae
Product: apolipoprotein(a)-like
Exons: 19
Biological process (GO): proteolysis
Cellular component (GO): extrinsic component of plasma membrane
Molecular function (GO): serine-type endopeptidase activity; signaling receptor binding
Source: RefSeq, a predicted model, not a curated record